Messenger RNA from Topomyia yanbarensis, 2551 nucleotides. RefSeq names its product chitin deacetylase 1 (gene ChLD3). Gene Ontology annotation, molecular function: protein binding; hydrolase activity, acting on carbon-nitrogen (but not peptide) bonds; chitin binding. The record is from RefSeq and is a predicted model, not a curated record. Gene Ontology annotation, biological process: carbohydrate metabolic process. The transcript is spliced from 6 exons. The coding region runs from base 531 to 2105 and encodes 524 amino acids. Lineage: Eukaryota; Metazoa; Arthropoda; Insecta; Diptera; Culicidae. Gene Ontology annotation, cellular component: extracellular region.
UUGUGCUUGUUUGAAUUGGAAAUUGUUCUGUUAUAGUGCAUGGUUUACCUAAAUUGGUGCCUUCUGCAUAUUAUAGCUAAAACGGUUUAUAGUUGUUACUAGUUACAUUCGUGCAAGCGUUUGUAGAAGAUCCCGUGGAAUAGGAAUUAUCUAACCUAAUUAUUAUCCAUUAUUGAGUGAUGAGAUGUUUGCCUUAAUCAACAAGUAGAAACCGAAAAGCAGUAACUCACAAAGGCGGUUCAUUUAGAGAGGCCUCCUCAAACAGUUUAGUGGUUGUUAAAAUCAAAACACGUUCGAAGGAGAACGGUCCAACAAACAGUGAAAAAAAUUAAACCGUGUGAGAAUGAGGAUGCAUCGAAGAAAGGCAUAAUCCAACAGUAAUCAAUUUUGUUCGACGUUUUGGUGAGAGCAGAGUUAGAGGAGAAUCAGCAGCUGCGAUCGAGUGAAACGAAAACAUCAUUCAAACUGACCACUGCCAGUGAGCAGGGAAGGAGAAGGAAACUCAGCGCGCAAUUUCAGCAACAGCCGGAAUGGAUCUAUUUAUACUCCUCGCAGCAGCCGCGCUGUUUACUUUCGCUGGAAACGUGCAUUGCGGCAAUCUCGUGAAGCGAAGUUUGAAAAACACCGUUCCCUGCUUCGAGGAUGGACGAUUUUACAGGAAUCCGGAACGACCCAUUCAUAAGAUGUGGACCAACACGGAGUGCGCCAAAUAUUAUCUGUGCUUGGAUGGAGAGGUGUUCGAGUUCAAGUGUUCAGUUGGUCUGAUGUUCGACGUGACCCGACAGAUCUGCGAUUUCAAACAGAACGUUGAUAACUGUGAGGUCACUGCAGAGGCCCGCGUUCCCAAACCACUACUGGACAACGCUCAAUGUGACGAACGAUCGCAGCUGGGUUGUGGUGAUGGGACGUGUCUACCAAACGAGUACUUCUGUGAUGGAUCAAUUGACUGCCCGGAUGGAUCGGAUGAAGGCUGGUGCGACGUGGAAAAUGACCCUAACGCCGCGGAUCCUUGUGAUCUCUCGGUGUGCGAGCUGCCAGACUGUUUCUGCUCCAAAGACGGAACGGUCAUCCCCUCGCGGUUGGAGAAAACGCAGACACCGCAGAUGAUCGUGCUGACGUUCGAUGAUGCGAUCAAUUUUGAAAAUUGGGAAUUAUAUACGCAGAAAAUCUUUACUCCAGGAAGAAAAAAUCCCAACGGCUGUCCGAUUAAGGCAACCUUCUUCAUAUCCCAUCAGUACACGAACUAUCAGCAGGUUCAAAAGAUGUGGAACGAUGACCACGAGAUUGCAAUUCAUUCGAUCACUCAUCGCGGUCCGGAGGAAUGGUGGUCCCGGAAUGCCACCAUUGAGGAUUGGUUCGAUGAAAUGGUUGGCCAGGCAAACAUUAUCAACAGAUUCUCCAAUGUCCGAAUGGAGGAGCUGCGAGGAAUGCGAGUUCCUUUCCUACGUGUCGGCUGGAACCGCCAAUUUCUUAUGAUGAAAGAAUUCGGCUUUGUAUACGACUCGUCGAUGGUGGCCCCGUUCUCUAACCCACCACUGUGGCCAUACACCCUGGACUACAAGAUGCCUCACGCGUGCAACGGAAAUAAUCAAUACUGUCCGUCCCGAAGUUAUCCGGGUAUUUGGGAGAUGGUCAUGAACCAACUGGAAGCCGGUGAAUACACAUGCGGGAUGGUCGACACGUGUCCGCCUCAUAUGAACGGCGAAGAUGUGUAUAAAAUGUUUAUACACAACUUCAAAAGACAUUACCACUCAAAUCGGGCUCCGUACGGGUUGUAUUUCCACUCGACCUGGUUCCGGAAGCAGGAGUAUCUGGAAGCAUUUUUGAAAUUCAUGGACGAUAUGCAAAAAUACCCGGACGUGUAUUUUGUGACCAACAACCAGGCAAUCGAAUGGAUACGCAAUCCAACCCCGCUGAACCAACUCGGUCACUUCGAACCGUGGUACUGCAAACCAAAGCAGCUGGAUCCCAACGAGGUCGCAUGCAAUCUGCCCCGUACCUGUAAACUUCACAGCCGAGUUCUGCAGCAGGACCGCUAUUUGUUUACGUGCAAUGAAUGCCCAGCACAAUACCCCUGGAUAAGGAACGAAUUCGGGCUGGAUUGAUAAAAGCGCUGAAUUCGCUGAAUUGAAUUGAUUUGUUAUCUGUCGAGCAACAGACAAUUACUUACCUGGAUUACAUUAGCUUAGGGAAAUUUUGAAUGUUAGAAAUGUUCACAAAAAAGAGAGGGAUUUGUUGGGGUUGCAUACCAUCUUGCCGAAAACCGUUUCAGGGAGAGACUGGAUUAAAAAUAAGUAUUAGAAAGGCAAAAACUGAUUGUAGUUAGGUUUCGAUUAUUAUUAAACCCAUUUAAAAAAAUCAUGAUCUAUCAAAUCUACCCUGAAAUAAUUUUAUGUGAUAUAAUUAUGUAAAACAACCACAAAAAACUGAACGCUAAGUUGGUCCUAUCGAAGCACCACCAGAAUCCCAUCAUACAUCUUCCAUUUAGGCAAUGAAAAGUUUUCGGAAAAAGUUAAUAUACCUAGUAUGGUGAUAAAUAGUUACAUUUAUU